AUGAAAACACGUUCUGAGUCCGACUCAGAUGACGACAACCCGGCCCCGUGGGCCACAAAGGAUGUCCUUGGGUUCUUCUCGAUAGUUCUCACAUAUGCCAAGAGCGCACAAGAGUUGAAGGGUGCGGUGUUAGACGCGCACGGCGCAAAGGCGCUUGUCUCAUUUACGCCGCGAGUCUACUGGACAACGGUUUAUGAGGAUGUCAAGGACAAGAUACCCGGAAGCCUGUGGGAUAUCAUCAACGUUCUUGCUUGCUAUCAAUUUGGAUCAAGUGAGGACGUUAAACUCGACGAGGAUUACUGCGGCGGAAGUGUGGAGAAGCCAGAAGUGAAGGGAACGCUUGAGAAACAGGCCUGGAAAGACGCAGAUGAGGGCGGAGAGGAACUGUCGGUGAAAACGUGGAUCGAAAGCAUUGAUCAAGGAGAAAGGCCUGACGCGCUGAGCGAAUUCGACCAGAAAUACUGGGAUGGAUCGAUCGGCGCAUUCGAAGCCUAUGGCACCGGCCCCGUCAAGGAGAAUGUAUAUUGCAAAGGCGUGCAGCAACUCGGGAGGUGCCACUGUGGGAAUUCAGGAACUUAG
Molecule: messenger RNA, 579 nt
Organism: Anthostomella pinea
Lineage: Eukaryota; Fungi; Ascomycota; Sordariomycetes; Xylariales; Xylariaceae
Source: the annotation of a GenBank genome assembly